Alligator sinensis (Chinese alligator) is the source of this 1141-nucleotide messenger RNA. Its product is annotated as forkhead box protein I1c. Bases 23 to 781 code for a protein of 252 amino acids. The record is from RefSeq and is a predicted model, not a curated record. NCBI's taxonomy places the organism in Eukaryota, Metazoa, Chordata, Crocodylia, Alligatoridae. Gene Ontology annotation, molecular function: RNA polymerase II cis-regulatory region sequence-specific DNA binding; DNA-binding transcription factor activity, RNA polymerase II-specific. The transcript is spliced from 3 exons. Gene Ontology annotation, biological process: anatomical structure morphogenesis; cell differentiation; regulation of transcription by RNA polymerase II.
GAGCUGAGCAAGGAGCAGGAAGAUGUUUGAUAACACGCAGUACCCCUAUAACUGUUUUAAUUAUGACGGGGACGACUAUCCAACCUGUAGUUCUGAUGAAGAGAAAAAAUUCACCAGACCAGCAUACAGCUACAUUGCCUUAAUUGCAAUGGCCAUUCAGCAAAGCCCUUCAAACAAAGUGACUCUCUCUGGCAUUUAUGACUUUAUAAUGAAGAAAUUUCCUUACUACAGAUCAAAUCAAAGAGCCUGGCAGAACUCCAUCCGACAUAACUUAUCGCUUAACAGUUGUUUUGUAAAGGUUCCCAGAACAGAAGGGAAUGAGAAGGGGAAGGGAAACUAUUGGAGCUUUGCAUCAGGAUGUGAAUCCAUGCUGGAUCUUUUUGAAAAUGGGAAUUACAGGCGAAGACGGAGGAGGAGGAACAUGAAACGAGACCACAGAGAGCAGAGAUCUAGCGGAGGAAAAGGUCCCUCUUCCCCUGAAAUGCCUUCCAUGGAUUCUGGUUUACACUGCAUCUCCUCUCAUGAAAGUAAAUGUGAGAAAACGCAAUCUGGACCCCGACUCUUGGAACCUCAUGGGUUUGUUGCAAACAAUGCCUCCAACCAACAGAGCCUAAGCAGCUCCAACCUAGGAAAAUCGGACUCUGAAAUUAAAUUUAGCAUUGAUUAUAUUCUCUCAGCCCCAGAUCCUUUGCCUGGUCUGAGAUCUCAGUAUAAUAUGCAAGAUAAUAAAUAUCACCUCCUGGAGUCCCAGCAAAUUAAUCUUCAGCUCUGGACAAUGUGAUGUGAUUUCUAGCUGGCAACAGAUUCUUUAAUGCAAUCUAUACAAAAGCCUUGUGUCAUCGAGUAACAUCAGUCUGCCUUCUUUCUUCAAGUAGUGCUCAGAAAGGGUGAUAAGUAACUUGACCAGCCUGCUGAGAUAUCUGUCCCACAAGGACUUGCUUUUCUGCAGUUAAACUCUAAUACCUAACCAAUAGCAUUGUAUAUUAUCUUGUGACGCUGCGUGAAAUUCUGGUCUUAUUUUCUAAAAUAAUGCCAAUGGCAAUUUAAACUGCAAGGAUUUUCUCUUCUUGAUCACACCAAUCUAUUUUUUGUUUGCUUCUGUCAUAUGUGCUUUACUAAAGACACAUUGGACUUACCGUCU